AUGAUGGAUGAUCAAGUCAUCAACGUGGCGGCAGCUGCCACGAAAUUCCGAAUUUCUAUUCUGCGACAGUCCCUGCACGAAAUGUGCGGGGUUGUGAGACCGAAGCUGGAUCCUUAUUCUGAAUUUCAAAUGCACUCUUAUAUUAAAGGCACCGUAGGUGCCAAUCAGGGCACAGGGUUACCAGGCAACACUGCCACUGGUGGAAUUCCCAGCCGGGUUAUCCAGGCUAGCUUCGACUUCACUACACAUAGAAAAGCAGCGAGCAAAUCCACUCAAUCCAUCAGUGAGGUUGACUGCAAAUUCUUUGGAUGCAUGUCGGGGGCAAUGCGUGCAAGCCGUCGAAAAUAA
Blastomyces dermatitidis ER-3 is the source of this 348-nucleotide messenger RNA. RefSeq lists its product as uncharacterized. The record is from RefSeq and is a predicted model, not a curated record. The coding region runs from base 1 to 348 and encodes 115 amino acids. Lineage: Eukaryota; Fungi; Ascomycota; Eurotiomycetes; Onygenales; Ajellomycetaceae. The transcript has a single exon.